This is a messenger RNA of Aspergillus fijiensis CBS 313.89, 3756 nucleotides long. Its product is annotated as FAD/NAD(P)-binding domain-containing protein. The transcript has 12 exons. Gene Ontology annotation, biological process: carbohydrate metabolic process. Gene Ontology annotation, molecular function: N,N-dimethylaniline monooxygenase activity; NADP binding; flavin adenine dinucleotide binding. Lineage: Eukaryota; Fungi; Ascomycota; Eurotiomycetes; Eurotiales; Aspergillaceae. The record is from RefSeq and is a predicted model, not a curated record. Bases 1 to 3756 code for a protein of 1251 amino acids.
AUGCCGCAAGUGAAAAGCGUUGCAAUCAUCGGCACGGGGCCGGCUGGGGCUAUUGCUGUCGAUGCCCUGGCGCAGGAGAAAGCUUUUGACCGAAUUCGUGUUUUCGAGCGACAGGAAAAGGCGGGCGGAUGCUGGGUGGCACGACCAGAGGAGAAAGCGGUCCCUCUGGAUGUUGAGAAACUCUCAGCAAGAAUAGCUGAUGCCCCGCUUCCGAUCCCUGAAAGUCUUCCCCAAUAUACGCCGACAUCAUCGCAACAUCGCUUCACUGACUCGCAUGUCUACCCCAAUCUGCAUACCAAUGUGGAUGCUGCCACCAUGGGGUAUUCCCUGGAACCGAUCCCAGUUGUUCGCUCUGAAUGGUCAAUUGGACUUCACGGGCCCGACACACCGUUCCGCCAUCAUACAGUGAUUCGGCAAUAUGUCGAAGAUCUUCUCAAUCGUAAUGGCUACCAAGAUCUGGUUGAGUACAACACCACUGUAGAAUCCGCCGUGAAAGAUCCUCAGUCUGACCAAUGGGUUUUGACCCUCCGACGAGCGGGCAAGCCUGGAGGAACUGACUAUUGGUGGAGCGAAACCUUUGAUGCCCUUGUUGUUGCCUCGGGGCAUUUCGCAGUACCAUACGUACCGGCCAUCCCAGGUCUCAAGGAGUUCGUAGAGAAGUACCCCGAGAAUGUCUUACACACAAAACAAUAUCGUGGUCCGGAACAAUUUCGAGGCAAGAAGGUCGUCACGGUUGGAGCCUCAGUGUCUGCGGCAGACACUGCUGUUAGCCUGAUCGGCUCUGCUCAGUCACCCAUCUAUGCCGUUGUCCGCGGCAAGUACAAUCCCUACUUUGGUGACGAAGCAUUCAAGCAUCCUCAGAUUGAGCGGCGGCCACCGAUCGCGCAUGUCUCCUGCGAGGACGGAGACCGCACUGUUCACUUCGAGGACGGGACCUCGGUCUCAGGCGUCGAUUAUAUCAUCUUUGGCACGGGGUUUACCUGGACAUUACCAUUCUUGCCCAAUAUUCCGAUGAGAAACAACCGCAUCCCUGAUGUGUACCUCCACGUCUUCCAUCGGCAGGAUCCGACUUUAAUGUUUAUUGGAGGCGUUGGCGCCGGAUUGACUUUCAAGAUCUUCGAAUGGCAAGCUGUGGCAGCAGCGCGGGUGCUGGCAGGCAAGGCUCAACUACCGCCGCACGAAGAGCGACAGAAAUGGGAGCAGGAUCGGAUUGCAAAGAAGGGCGAUGGGCCGGGCUUCUUGAUGAUAAAUCCCGAGUUCGAGGAAUACUUUGAGCAACUCCGCCAGCUGGCAGGCGAGCCGAACGAGGGCGAGCCGGGGCGUAGACUGCCCCCGUUUGAGCAAUCCUGGGUCGACCUGUUCAACGCAGGCCACGAGCGCCGGAUCGAAAUGUGGAAAAAGGCCAAUACGACUGCAGCGGGAAGCAGGCUCAAACAAUGCGUUCGACGGUCGCUUCCGUCAUUGUGGUCUGAUUCUCCGGGCAACUACAGUAGUAUCAUCACUACAGCCUUUCCUCUGGGCAAUGGACGGUUAGGAGCACGAACCAACGUUCUAUUCAAGGCCUAUACCGGUGGUAAUCCGAACGUCUCCAAAGCCGACGCUUUGCCCGGGAUCAGGGAAUGGAUCUUCCAGAACGGAACCGGCAAUGUGACUGCUCUGUAUGGAGAAUUCCCGGACUACGGCUCCUACCAGGUUUUGGGCAAUUUAACCAUCGAUCUGGGAGAGUUGGGGGCUGUGUCCAACUACCGGCGUAGCCUCGACUUGGAGUCUGGCGUUUACCUGGAUCAGUUCAAGACUGGCAAUGUCGACAUCACUAGAGAAGCAUUCUGUUCGUAUCCGGAUCAAGUCUGCGUCUAUCGACUAGCAUCCAACCGAUCCUUGCCGACAAUCACUUUCGGGCUGGAGAAUCAGCUCUCGUCUCCAACCCCGAAUGUAACCUGCCAGGGGAAUAGCAUAAGUCUGUACGGCGUCACCGCGCCUACCAUUGGCAUGAUCUACAAUGCCCGAGCGACGGUAGUUGUCCCCGGAGCGAAAACCUCGAGCAACUACUGCUCACGGAACAACGCCACCGUCAACGUUCCCAAAGGUCAACGUGAGGUAUUCCUCAUCUUCGCCGCCGGGACCAACUACGAUGCGGCCAAGGGCAACGCUGCGGCUGGAUUCUCAUUCCGAGGGCAAGACCCCUACCAGCAAGUGCUGCAGACCGCGACAAGCGCCGCUAAAAAGCCGUACGCGCAAUUGAAAUCAGCGCACCUGAAGGACUUCCAAGCACUCUCGGGUACCUUCGAGCUCACCCUGCCAGACCCGAACAACUCCUCCAGCAAGCCGACCACGGAGCUAAUUGACUCGUAUACGCUGCCCGGGGAUCCGUUCGUCGAGAACCUGCUAUUCGACUACGGUCGAUACCUCUUCAUCUCCUCCUCGCGGCCAGGAAGUCUGCCGCCCAACCUGCAAGGGCUGUGGACGGAGUCCUACUCCCCCGCGUGGAGCGGCGACUACCACGCCAACAUCAACCUGCAGAUGGCGCACUGGGCUGUCGAGCAGACGGGUCUGGGGGAGUUGACGGAGCCGCUGUGGCGAUACAUCACGGAGACGUGGAUGCCGCGAGGGGCGGAGACGGCGGAGCUGUUAUACGGGGCCAGCUCCGGGUGGGUGACGCACGACGAGAUGAACACUUUUGGGCAUACAGCCAUGAAAAACGACGCGCAAUGGGCCAACUACCCCGUCUCGAACGCCUGGCUCGCCCACCACGUGUGGGACCACUUCGACUACACGCAGGAUUCGGCCUGGUACGAGGAGACGGGGUAUCCGAUAUUGGCCGGGGUGGCCGAGUUCUGGCUGUCGCAGCUGGUGGAAGACGAAUACUUCCACGACGGCACCUUGGUCGUCAACCCGUGUAACUCGCCUGAACAUGGUCCAACCACAUUCGGCUGCACGCACUACCACCAACUCCUCACCGAACUCUUCACCCACCUCCUCACCACCCCCUCCAAAAAGACCACCAACAACGCCCUCCCCACAACCCUCUCCAAAACCCUCCCCAACCUCUCCCCCGGCCUGAUAAUAGGCUCAUGGAACCAAAUCCAAGAAUGGAAACUCGACCUCGACACCCCCGACGACACGCACCGCCACCUCUCCAACCUCUACGGCUGGUACCCCGGCUCCUCCAUCUCCAGCCCCUACGGCCGUAACACCACCGUCACCGCCGCCGUCACUACGACCCUGAUCUCCCGCGGCAACGGCACGGAAGACCAGAACACGGGGUGGGCGAAAGUCUGGCGCAGCGCGUGCUGGGCCAACCUCAACGAUACCGCCAACGCGUACGCGGAGCUGACCCUCGCCAUCCAGGAGAAUUUCGGGCCGAAUGGGCUGAGUCUCUACGGGGGCAGUGUGCCGUUCCAGGCGGAUGCGAAUUUCGGGGUCGUGGGCGCCGUGCUGGAGUUUCUGGUGGUGCAGGAGGUGGUGUUGGGGCCGGCGAUUCCUGAGGCUUGGGGCAAUGGGGAGGUGAAGGGGGGGAGGGUGAGGGGGGGUGGAAGGGUGAGUUUUGGGUGGGAUGCGGAGGGGGUGGUGGAUUGGCAUCGGCCUCGCCGUCUCGCAAUCCUAACCGCCCGGACCCAGGAAGGGAGAAUCCUCACCAACCCUCUCGAGAUCACCGACCGCCCCGCCGUCGACGCCUGGAUCCAUCAGACGGUUACGCAUUUCGGCCGCCUAGACGGCGCGGCCAAUAUGGCCGGCAGCACGGCGUGGGCGCGCUGA